CGCAGACGUCCGGGCAGAUGCUGCCAGCCCAGAAGCCGGCGGAUGUCCUGGUGGUUCAGAGGAAACGGAGGGCUUCCGUGGCAACAUGAGUCCGGGGAGCCCUAACGAGUCCUGGUGAGAAGACUCCGCCAGCCUCACAGCCGCCUGUCUGAGCCUCGUGACCCCCGUGAGGGGCCCGCGGAAGGUGCCCCGCUGUGUAGGUGAGGAUGGCGGGGCUCAGGCUGGUGCAGCACCUGUCGCAAGUGGGGGCUCACGCCCACAACCUUGGCCCGUUGGUGCUCAGGGUCUGCUCUGGCCACGCGCUCUGCGAGGCAGGUGCGGGCGGACCCGGGUGCCCUGGCCCCUGAGCCCGGCUGGAGGUGAUGUUGCAGAACCGUGCCUCGCCUCCUCGCAUCUCUUCUUCCUGCUCAGGGCCUUCCGUCCACCAUGAGAGGCUCCAAGGCCGUCAGCGGCCCCUCCGGCCCGCCGAGGCAGCCAGAAGGCGUGGACCUGAGCCUGACGGGCCUUCCUCCACCCGUGUCCCGGCGCCACAGCGCCUCUGCUGCCAAGCCCAUCGCCCGCUCCAUCUCCAUGGUCACGCGGCAGCGAGCAAGAAGAAAGACUCUGGAGGCCCCAGGGCCAGGAGGCUCCCCGGCCAUCAACAACCUUCGCAGAUCAGCAGCACCACUUCAGGUCAACCAGCCACAGGCCAGCAGCCCCCGACGUCGGACGCUCUGUGAGGGCAGCCCCGCUGGGAGGAAGAGGCCGGCCAGUCUGAGCAAAAGCUCCAGCGAGAAGGGAGCCACGUGGAACGUCCUGGCAUGUCCCGAGUCCGGGGACGCGAUCUUCACCCUCACGCCUCACGUCCUGCUGGCCCAGCGCCCUGGGUGGAGCUUCCCAGGGCGUGGUCGGGGGUCCUUCCCAAAGCCUGACGCCGCCGCCCUCUCUCUCGGCAGGAGCAACAAGGGCGCCGUGGGCAACUGCGUCACGGGCAUGGUGCACAACCACUAUACCCCCUCGGAGAGGACGCCGCCCCCCAAGAGCUCCAACCACACGGCGCCCCCCCUCAACAACAUCCUCAAGGCAGCCACAGACGAGGGUGAGAGCAGCCACCUCGGGAAGCCACAGAAGAACGUGGCCCGCAGCAACCACGCCGUCCAGAACAACUCGGGCAGCGCCGCAGGUCUGCUCAGAUGGAAGGAGGUGACCGAGGAGGAGGCUGAGAGGUUUAUCCACCAGGUGAGCCAGGCCGCUGUCACCAUCCAGCGCUGGUACCGACACCAGGUGCAGCAGCACCAAGUGGGAGCUGCCCACCUGGAGCACCUGCUGGCAUCCAAGCGAGAGGGGCAGCGGCAGCGGCUGGGAGAGGGGACCCUCCUGGACCAGCACCAACAGAAGGAGGCGGCCAAGAAGGCCCGGGAGGAGAGGGCGCGCCAGGCCCGGAGGGCAGCUAUUCAGGAACUGCAGCAGAAGCGAGCCCAGAAGUCAGUCGAUGCUGACCUUGGGCGGCCAAAGGGGACCCAGAAGACAGGGAAGCCCCGGCCCACCCAGGAGCCGCCCCUGAGGCCGGGGAGCGCUGCCCCGCAGACCCACAAGGCCAAUAAUGCUGGGGCCAGCAUCCACACCACAGGCCCGGAGGACCCGUGCCCGCCUGCCUGCACCUUGUCCCCGGAACCCCGGCAGCUUGCAGAGAACACCCUCAGGUCCUGGCACGGAGGCCGGGCCCAGACCCAUUGCACCCCUUUUCAUUUUCCUGGAGGGGGGUCAUUUCCCUGGCUGAGCGGGCAGGGGCCUGUGUGGAGGAAGCCGAGCCUCGGCCUCAAGCCCGCCCUGCUCUGGUGGUCUCCUCCUCUAACGGCCUGCCCACUGCAGGAUGCCAGCUCCCAGGACACAGCCGGCAAAGGCCUGGAGGCGCUGGACCCCGCCCGAGGCAAGGCCAAGUCCAGGGCCACCCUGGAUGAACUGCUGGACACGUUGAAGCUGCUGGAGCAGGAGCCUGAGCCCCUGCCCCGCCCCCGGGCCUACCACAAGGACAAAUACGCCUGGAUAGACGAGGAGGACGAUGCCAGCUCCCUGACAGCGGACAACCUGGAGAAAUUUGGGAAGCUCAGCGCAGCCGCCAGCCCCCCUGAAGACGGGACCCUGCUGUCGGAGGCCAAGCUGCAGAGCAUCAUGAGCUUCCUGGAUGAGAUGGAGAGGUCCGAGCAGGGCCGGCCGGCCUCGGCCCCCCAGGGGCCUGUGCCGGCGGAGGGGCAGGGGCGCCUGGAGCCCGCGGCCGAGGCCAGCACGUCGGUGAUGCGGCUGCGGCUGGAGGUGGAGGAGAAGAAACAGGCCAUGGUGCUGCUGCAGAGGGCGCUGGCGCAGCAGCGAGACCUCACCGUCCGGCGGGUCAAGGAGACGGAGAAGGAGCUGGGCCGGCAGCUGCGGCAGCAGAGGGAGCACUACGAGGCCACCAUACAGCGACACCUGUCCUUCAUUGACCAGCUGAUCGAAGAUAAGAAGGUUCUGGGCGAGAAGUGUGAGGCCCUGGUGGCUGAGCUGAAGCAGGGGGACCAGAGGCGCAAGGACAGGGAGGCCCAGAUGCAGGAGCAGCAUGAGCUGGAGAUUAAGAAACUCAAAGAACUAAUGAGCGCCACCGAAAAAGUCCGCCGGGAGAAGUGGAUCAACGAGAAAACCCGGAAGAUCAAGGAGAUCACGGUCAAAGGGCUGGAGCCCGAGAUCCAGAAGCUGAUCGCCAAGCACAAGCAGGAGGUGAAGAAGCUCAAGAGCCUGCACGCGACGGAGCUGCUGCAGGCAGAGGAGCACGCGGCCCAGCGCUACUCACGCCAGGCGGAGGAGCUGCGGGAGCAUUUGGAGCGGGAGAAGGAGGCGCUGGGCCGCCAGGAGUGGGAGCGCGCCCAGCAGCGCUUCGAGCAGCACCUGGAGCAGGAGCAGCGGGCCCUGCAGCAGCAGCGGCGGCGGCUCUACAACGAGGUGGCCGAGGAGAAGGAGCGGCUGGGCCAGCAGGCCGCCAGGCAGCGGGCGGAGCUGGAGGAGCUGAGGCUGCAGCUGGAGGAGAGCAGCUCGGCGGGGGGCCGGGCCCUGAGGGCGGAGUUUGAGAAGGGGAGGGAGGAGCUGGAACGCCGGCACCAGAUGGAGCUGAAGGCCCUGAAGGACCAGCUGGAGGUGGAGCGUCAGAUGUGGGAGGCCAACUCCGCCAAGAAGGAGGAAGCGUGGCUGCUGAACCGCGAACGGGAGCUGAAGGAAGAGAUUCGGAGAGGCCGGGACAAGGAGAUUGAGCUGGUCAUCCACCGGCUGGAGGCUGACAUGACCCUGGCCAGGGAGGAGAGCGAGAGGGCCGCCGAGAGCCGGGUCAAGCGCGUCCGGGACAAGUACGAGGCGGAACUCUCAGAGCUGGAGCAGUCGGAGCGGAAGCUCCAGGAACGGUGCACGGAGCUGAAGGGGCGCCUCGGGGAAGCCGAGGGGGAGAACGUGCGUCUGCAGGCCCUGGUGCGGCAGAAGGAGAAGGAGCUGGCCGACAUGAAGGCGGUGAACGAGCAGCUGGCUGGCGAGCGCAGCAGCCUGGCCCAGGUCCUUCGCCAGGAGUUCGCUGACCGGCUGGCGGCCUCGGAGGAGGAGAAUCGGCAGGUCAAGGCUGAGCUGGCCGAGCUGCGGGCCCGCCAGCGGCUGGAGCUGGAGCAGCUCACGCAGGAGAAGCAGGCGGAGCUGGAGGAGGUGCACGGGAGGGUGAAGACGGCCCUGGCAAAGAAGGAGGAGGCUGUGAGCAGCCUUCGGAAACAGCACGAGGCCGCGCUGAAGCGGGCCGACCACCUGGAGGAGCUGCUGGGGCAGCGCAGGCGGCCGUCCCCAAGCACCAAGUGACCUCCUGCCUGUGGGCAACGGACAGACCGACAGCAGCGGGCUGAGGGCGCCUGGCGUGAAGGACUCCCCGCCGCAGGUGGAGCACUGAGGCUGCGUCCUAGCAGUAAAGCGUGUCUUUUACUA
Sus scrofa (pig) is the source of this 3963-nucleotide messenger RNA. The record is from RefSeq and is a predicted model, not a curated record. Lineage: Eukaryota; Metazoa; Chordata; Mammalia; Artiodactyla; Suidae.